ACUGCCCCGAAACGCUUGUUUCUGUAGGCCUUCUUCAUCUCCCUUCUCCGCCUUCUCUUCGAGAAAUUCUCCUGGUUCGCCGCCGUGCUGAUCGGUGUUGUUCACGCGCCCGGACGGACAGGCAAGUUAUUUCGAUACACUUUGCAUCACUCGAAACACAAGGAGCUGCUCACGCAUCAAGAGGUGCUGUCACCAGUAGGGCGGCGAUGAGUUCGGCGCAGCACCAAGCCGACUUCUACACGCAAGGCAAGGCGUACUGGGAGACGAUUCCAGCCACCGUGGACGGCAUGCUCGGGGGCUACUCCGAGAUUAGCAGCAUCGAUGUUCACUCUUCCAACAGGUUCCUCAACAGUUUCCUACAGAGAAAAGAAAACCCCCUGGGAACGCAGCGGGCGCUGGACUGUGGCUCGGGCAUUGGCCGUGUCACCAAGCACCUCCUGCUGCCGCUCUUUGAUACCGUGGACAUGGUGGAGCAGAACCAGAGCUUCCUUAAUGGGGCCAGGGCGUACAUUGGCCAGGAGGCGCACAGGGUGGACCAGCUCUACUGCUCCGGGCUGCAGGACUUUGUGCCUGAGGAAGGAAAGUAUGACGUCAUCUGGUGCCAGUGGGUGACGGGACACCUGACGGACAAGGACCUUGUAGCCUUCCUGAGGCGCUGCCGGACGGGACUGCGCCAAGACGGCAUCCUGGUCGUCAAGGACAACCUGACGCGAGACGAAGUCGAUGUGGACAACCGCGAUGGGAGCGUCACGAGACCGCGCUCGCUCUUUGAGCAACUGUUUGAGAAGGCCGGCAUGCACAUUGUGGCCGAGCGGAAGCAGUACAAGUUCCCCAAGGGCCUUUACGAGGUCCGGAUGUUUGCGCUACAGUGACAGCACGGGGUAGGGACUCCCUUUCGUGGAACUCUUGUAAAUAAACUUGUCUUCCUUUUA
Molecule: messenger RNA, 932 nt
Organism: Ixodes scapularis (black-legged tick)
Lineage: Eukaryota; Metazoa; Arthropoda; Arachnida; Ixodida; Ixodidae
Product: N-terminal Xaa-Pro-Lys N-methyltransferase 1
Exons: 4
Coding region: 207-872 (221 amino acids)
Biological process (GO): N-terminal protein amino acid methylation
Cellular component (GO): cytoplasm
Molecular function (GO): N-terminal protein N-methyltransferase activity
Source: RefSeq, a predicted model, not a curated record